Messenger RNA from Nelumbo nucifera (sacred lotus), 1603 nucleotides. Its product is annotated as bifunctional UDP-glucose 4-epimerase and UDP-xylose 4-epimerase 1. Gene Ontology annotation, biological process: galactose metabolic process. NCBI's taxonomy places the organism in Eukaryota, Viridiplantae, Streptophyta, Magnoliopsida, Proteales, Nelumbonaceae. Gene Ontology annotation, molecular function: UDP-glucose 4-epimerase activity. Gene Ontology annotation, cellular component: cytosol. The record is from RefSeq and is a predicted model, not a curated record.
UUUCUGUAAACUGAUUUAGUUUUACCAAUAGAAUACAGAGAGAGAAGGUAAGGAGAACCUGAAGAGAAAUCAAUUGACUCUGACCCGUGAUUUGCUUUAAUUUCUUUGUUGCUGGUUUGUAUUCUCUUUUCUCCCGUCUUAACUUCCUUCUCAUGUUUAUCCAUCCAACCGAGGAAGUUUGCUCAAACUCAAUUACUCCUUAUAAAUCAUCCUCACCCAUUUUACCACCUCAUUUCUUCCGUCUCUCGUCUAGUCGUCCUGCGUCCUCUCCUCUGCUCUUCAAUGGCGGUACCUCAGGAACAGACUAUACUCGUAACCGGUGGGGCUGGCUUCAUAGGCACCCACACCGUCGUCCAGCUUCUUAAUAAGGGUUUUAGGGUAUCCAUCAUUGACAAUCUUGAUAACUCGGUCGAAGAAGCUGUCAACAGGGUUAGAUGUUUAGUGGGUCCUGAUCUCUCUAAAAAACUUCAAUUCCAUCUGGGUGAUCUACGGAAUAAGGAGGAUUUAGAGAAACUUUUCUCUGAAACCAAAUUUGAUGCUGUGAUUCAUUUUGCUGGCCUGAAGGCUGUUGGGGAAAGCGUUCAAUAUCCUAUGCGGUACUUCGAUAACAAUUUGAUCGGCACGUUGAAUUUGUACCAAGUCAUGACAAAAUAUGGUUGUAAGAAGAUGGUCUUCUCAUCAUCUGCAACUGUUUAUGGCCAACCUGAAAAGAUUCCAUGUGUUGAAGAUUUUAAUUUAAUGGCUAUGAAUCCCUAUGGGAGGACCAAGCUUUUUCUUGAAGAAAUUGCCCGAGAUAUUCAAAAGGCAGAGCCAGACUGGAGAAUUAUCUUACUAAGGUACUUUAAUCCUGUUGGAGCUCAUGAGAGUGGCAAACUUGGUGAAGAUCCCAAGGGAAUCCCAAAUAACCUAAUGCCUUAUAUCCAACAAGUAGCUGUAGGCAGAUUGCCAGUGCUGAAUGUGUAUGGCCAUGAUUAUCCUACAAAGGAUGGCAGUGCAGUUAGAGAUUACAUUCAUGUUAUGGAUUUAGCUGAUGGUCACAUAGCAGCCCUUCAGAAGCUUCUCACAACUGAUAAUAUAGGUUGUGUUGCAUACAACUUGGGAACUGGGUGUGGUACGUCUGUGCUUGAAAUGGUAGCGGCAUUUGAGAAGGCAUCUGGCAAGAAAAUCCCAUUCAAACUAUGUCCACGGCGGCCAGGAGAUGCUACUGCAGUUUAUGCUUCUACCGAGAAGGCCGAAAAGGAACUUGGUUGGAAGGCAAAGUACGGAAUAGAAGAAAUGUGUAGAGAUCAAUGGAACUGGGCAAGCAAUAAUCCUUGGGGUUACCAAUCCAAACCGUGAAUGGCAUGAAUAAGGAAUGCCGCUUGUAUUUACCUGGCUUCUCCUAUUUAAUUGAACUUGAUAAGCAAAUACUAUAAAAAUAUUUUGAUGGUUCAAUUUAUGGGAUCACAUUCACUGUCCCCUUGAAAAAUUGAACUUAUUAAUAGUUUUUCUUUUUAUCCUUUCAAUAUUUUAGUAUGUGCUUUAUAAUUUUGAUUAUUGUAAUGAUGCAAUUUAAGGCAUAAUUACAUUAAAAUAACAGAGAAAGUCCGCAGGGGAUGAACCA